AUGACGCAGCCCCUCACCUCCUUCUAUCCCAUCUUUGCGUCUAAAUCUGACGGCCUUGAUGUCGUGCACCAGAAAGGCUCGGUGGUGAGAAAUGGACCCACGCAGGACCAGCUCGACAGGUCGCCCAACGCGCAGGGACAAUGCGACUACUACCGCUUGAUCGAAAAGGACGACCCGAAGCACGUGGACUGGCGUAAAAAGCUCGGCGGAAUGUUGCUGCGCGAAAUAGGCGGCAAACAACACGAAGACAAAUGGCAACAGUGCAUCCUGUGGGAGUUUCCCGAAAGCUACAAGCUAUACGAGCACAUCAAAACAAAGGCAGAUGGCCAGGCGAAGACAAGCAAGAACCACUCGGGUGGUGGACACGACCGCCAGGAUGCCUAUCUCUAUGGCUACCCCAAGGGCCCAAGAAAGCGCUUCAGGAGCCCCGUCGAGUUCUUUCCGCAUCUACUCUGGUUGUGCACCGACGAGACGACCGACAUGCAGAACUGCACCUGCAAGAUGUGUUCACCUGUGCAGCUUGAGGUUGAGAAACCUGCAGUCAAGGUCGAGACCAGGGCUGAGGUCAAGAAGGAGAGCAGCAGCGCACAAGUCACAGGGCAAAAUCCUAUUGUUCAGAUCCCUGCGCGUCGAGUCUCAAACCCGCCACCCGUUCAAAGCCCUGCCACGAAGCCAGCCACACCGGCUGCGCCUCAGAUCAGGGCGCCUACUCCCCUGCAGUCCACUCAACUUCCAGACCCUCGAUCCAUCGAUCAGCAGGUCGAUGGUCUCUACCACAAGUUCUUGAGUCGACAGGGCGAAGUAGUAUGGUACUACAAACCAAAGACUGGAGCAUGGGGACUGGGCGUCGUCAUUCGGAGAUGGCUCGACAAGAGCUCUGGGGGCAAGACGUACGUUGUCCAGCCACUAUCACACCCACACGAGUCCCUGGCCCCGCAGUUCAUCACAACAGAGCUCGAGAUCAAACCUUGGCUUGCGUGGUCUGCGCCUAGCUACACCUACACCUAUUUACAACAACACCCCACCAUCCCAUACGAAAAAGUGGACUGGCAAGGCUUAGCUGCUGGCCGGUAUGGACCAGAAGGUGUCGCAAGCGUCGAUGCCUCCAUCAUGGCAGCCAAGGCUGUUGACGCCACCUACACGCUUUUCGAGUGCCUGAAGAAGACUGCCAAUGAUGGCGUUCAAGACGCACACUACAAUGGCUUGUUUCUAGGGGCCGAAAAGAUUUGGAGAGGCGAUGCUGUGCGCCUACGAAUAGGUCGAGACAUCGACGUUAUGGUGGUGACAGAUAUCAUCGAACGAACUAGCCAACAAGCCACCGGUCAAGCAACCUCAGCCGUCCUUGUUGUUGGCGACAUUUACAGCUACACCACCACCGCAGUAUCCAGUCCCGCCCAGCUGCCAGAAUUCCCAAAGAACACCAAUUUGCCAACCCGCAUGCGCGAAGACAUGAUCUGGCGCAACCAGCUCCUUGUCCCACACGCCCGCACAUUCGCUUACUGGAAGCUCUCCGUGCCUGGCUCGCGCUAUGAUAUCGCUGAAGUGAAAGGCCGCUGGUACGAAACCGCUCUGGUCUUCGAAGACCCCUUCACAAAGUCCGUCAAGAACAACGAGGGAGGUAACGGCGUAUGGAUGAACUCGCGCGGUGAUGCCUCGCAGUUUGGUAGAGCGACAGGCGUACCUGUUCCUCAGCGUUUGCAGGCUUUCGGCCGUGCGCUGCCCGAAGGCACGCAGCUUGUCGACGGCGUCGAGCCGCCCGAGCAGUCGCAGCCGGCGCAGGAAGUCGGUAUCGGCAUCAGUGGGCACACAGACGUGUUUACGGACUUGAUGGACUUUGAUCAUCUAGGCGAAGGCCCAGCGCAGGCAUACGACUUCCAUUUCUAG
Molecule: messenger RNA, 1884 nt
Organism: Boeremia exigua
Lineage: Eukaryota; Fungi; Ascomycota; Dothideomycetes; Pleosporales; Didymellaceae
Product: transcription-silencing protein Clr2-domain-containing protein
Exons: 2
Coding region: 1-1884 (627 amino acids)
Biological process (GO): silent mating-type cassette heterochromatin formation
Cellular component (GO): SHREC complex; rDNA heterochromatin
Source: RefSeq, a predicted model, not a curated record